Molecule: messenger RNA, 2315 nt
Organism: Aethalodelphis obliquidens (Pacific white-sided dolphin)
Lineage: Eukaryota; Metazoa; Chordata; Mammalia; Artiodactyla; Delphinidae
Gene: SERINC3
Product: serine incorporator 3
Exons: 10
Coding region: 105-1526 (473 amino acids)
Cellular component (GO): membrane
Source: RefSeq, a predicted model, not a curated record
UUUCAGGCCUGAGAAACCGUUGCGCUUCUGAGGAGACGCCUCAACCCGCAGUUCCUACAGCGCUAGGAGCUUCCGCCUCGGCCACCUCCAUCACCCGCAUCACCAUGGGAGCAGUGCUGGGCGUCUUCUCCCUCGCCAGCUGGGUUCCAUGCCUUUGCGGUGGUGCAUCAUGUUUGCUGUGUAGCUGCUGUCCCAACAGUAAGAAUUCCACUGUGACUCGCCUCAUCUAUGCUUUCAUCCUCUUCCUGGGCACUAUUGUAUGUUGUAUCAUGUUUCAUGAAGGGAUGGAAACUCAGCUGAAGAAGAUUCCUGGAUUCUGUGAUGAAGGACUUAAAACCAAGGUGGCUGAUAUAAUCAUGGAUAAACAUUGUGAUGUGCUGGUUCGUUAUAAAGCCGUAUAUCGAAUCAACUUUGCCUUGGCCGUCUUUUUCUUUGCCUUCUUUCUGCUCAUGUUAAAAGUGAAAACGAGUAAAGAUCCCAGAGCAGCGAUACACAAUGGGUUUUGGUUCUUCAAAAUUGCUGCCAUUGUUGGUAUCAUGGUUGGAUCUUUCUAUAUCCCUGGGGGCCACUUCACCACAGCCUGGUUUUUUAUUGGCAUGGUGGGGGCUGCCUUCUUCAUCCUCAUCCAGCUGGUGCUGUUGGUGGACUUUGCUCACUCUUGGAAUGAAUCAUGGGUAAAUCGAAUGGAAGAAGGGAACCCAAGGUGCUGGUAUGCGGCUUUACUGUCUGUCACAAGCAUGUUUUAUAUCCUGUCAAUCAUCUCUGUCAUAUUGCUCUACACAUACUACACCAAACCAGAUGGCUGCACAGAAAACAAGUUCUUCAUCAGUUUUAAUCUGAUCCUUUGCAUUGUGGUUUCUAUUAUGUCAAUCCAUCCAAAAAUUCAGGAACACCAGCCUCGUUCUGGCCUCCUGCAGUCCUCUAUCAUCACCCUCUACACCAUGUACCUCACAUGGUCAGCCAUGUCCAAUGAACCUGAUCAUUCCUGCAACCCUGGCCUAUUGAGCAUCAUUAUGCACAUGACCUCACCAACCUUGGCUCCUGCAAAUGCAACUGCUCUUGCCCCUACUCCUGCUGCACCGUCGCAGAGUGGGCCUUCUCUGAAUAAAGAGAACUUUAUUGGGCUGGUGGUCUUUGUUCUCUCCCUUUUGUAUUCUAGCAUCCGCAAUGCCAGCAAUAGCCAAGUAAGCAAGCUGACCCUGUCAGGAAGUGACAGCGUGAUCCUCCGUGAUACGACUGCCAACGGCGCCAGCGAUGAGGAAGAUGGACGGCCUCGGCGGGCUGUGGACAACGAGCGAGAGGGCGUGCAGUACAACUACUCCAUAUUCCACCUCAUGCUCUGCUCGGCUUCCUUGUACAUCAUGAUGACCCUGACCAACUGGUACAGCCCUGAUGCAAACUUCCAGACCAUGACCAGCAAGUGGCCAGCUGUGUGGGUCAAGAUCAGUUCCAGCUGGGUCUGCCUCCUCCUCUACGUCUGGACCCUUGUGGCUCCGCUCGUCCUCACCGGUCGAGACUUCAGCUGAAGCUCUGAGUGCCAAGGACACACUGAAAUUCAUAAAGGUCUCCUUUGCUGAAAGCUCACAUCCCUUUUACUUUUGCUUCAACUAAUAUAUUAAGCAAACUCUCUGCAAAUAAGACUAUAUCCAGGUUUAUAUCAGAGGGCAAGAGUGAAUGAUGCUUGAUGCAGGAUCAGAACUUUUCGUUUAUAUCUAUAUUAUGUUUAUUUGUAAGGAUAUAGAGUAAAAGGAACGUUUUGCCUUUUAAAGUGAACUACAGCUGUGCUGUGAAGAGAGUUCUUUAUUAAGACUUAUAGGUUCCUACAACUUUGAUUUAACAUGUAAGACAGAAAAAUGUUGGAUAUUUGAGGCUGUCGUUAAUAUAUUUCUAUUGCAAAAUCUUUAAAAAGCAUAGUAAUUAUAAUAAUGCAUUUCUAUGACAGUUUUCUUCUGUGAAAGUCUUGUGUGAAACAAGCUCUUUGUUCAGUCCUUAAACUCAUAGUGCUUGGGGAGAGGAAUACAUGUGUGGGUCUUGCCCCAGAAGAGGGGUUGCUAGUAUGGCUACUGUUUCUAUAUCUUGAGUUUUUUCGUUUACUUUUUUUUAUACUACAGUCUUGAUGCUGCUUGAUUUAAGCCUGUGGCUUUGCCAGAAAUGUUAAUUUCAAUUAAAUGCUUUGUAGGUUUGGUUAAACUGAAGAUUCACUUGGGAAAACCGUGCAACUUUAGUCUGUGUAAUUAUCUUGUUAUGAGUAUGUAAAAGUAUAAUGCAUGUGAAUUUAUUAUUUGCACUAUAAAGGUAUUUGAUUAAAAUAGAAA